CCGCCCCGUCUGACGUUCAGCUUGCAACCAUGUCGGCGGCCGCGCGCAGACGUCAGGCUUCUGGCGUGAAGGGAGAAGCCCCCACCGCAGAAGCAGCAGCAGCAGCAGCAGCUCGCGGAGAUGAGGAGCCGGGCAUGGCGGCGGCGCCCAGCCUCACCGUCUGCCUCAAGCUGCUGGCGGCUGCCUUCUACGGCUUCAGCUCCUUCCUCAUCGUCGUGGUCAACAAGAGCGUCCUCACCAGCUACGGAUUUCCUUCCUCGCUGUGUGUGGGACUAGGCCAGAUGUUGGCUACGGUGGUUGUCCUCUGGGUGGGAAAGGCACUCAGGGUGGUGAAGUUUCCAGACUUCGACAGAAAUAUACCUCGAAAGACUUUUCCACUACCUCUCCUGUAUUUCGGGAACCAAAUCACAGGACUGUUCAGCACAAAGAAAUUGAACCUGCCAAUGUUUACAGUCCUGAGACGGUUUUCCAUUCUGUUUACAAUGUUUGCAGAAGGAAUUCUACUCAAGAAGAAAUUUUCUUGGAGAAUUCAGAUGACAGUAUUUGCAAUGAUAAUUGGUGCAUUUGUAGCUGCAAGUUCUGAUCUGGCAUUUGAUCUGGAAGGCUAUGUGUUUAUCUUGAUUAAUGAUGUCUUGACAGCUGCAAACGGUGCAUAUGUAAAACAGAAACUAGAUUCCAAGGAGCUGGGAAAAUACGGCCUUCUAUAUUACAAUGCACUGUUUAUGAUUCUCCCUACCUUGGCCAUUGCCUAUUUUACAGGAGAUGCGCAAAAGGCAAUGGAAUACAAAGGCUGGUCAGACAAACUUUUCCUUAUACAGUUUACACUGUCAUGUGUAAUGGGGUUUAUUUUGAUGUAUUCCACAGUACUUUGUACUCAGUAUAAUUCUGCCCUUACAACUACAAUAGUUGGUUGUAUUAAGAAUAUUUUAAUAACCUACAUAGGAAUGUUCUUCGGAGGGGAUUAUAUUUUCACUUGGACAAACUUUGUAGGGCUAAAUAUCAGUAUUGCUGGAAGCCUGGUGUAUUCUUACAUCACCUUUACAGAAGAGCAACUGAACAAGCAGUCUGAAGUUAGCAUCAAGAUGGACAUUAAAGGGAAAAGCUCUGUAUGACAAAAGGGUCACUUACCAACAGUAACUCUUGAUUUUCAGCCGUGAUUGCUGACAAAUUGCUAGGAUGUGCAGUAUCUCUGAAUAGAAUUGUAUGUGCAAAUGGAGAGUACCCAAUAUGAAGAUUGCUCGCUGCCUUUUAGAAUGAGAUAUUUAACUGAUAGCACAAAAUGUACAGCUGGUUAUUAACACUAGGCUGAAAGGAAUAAGGCUUAAACAGUCACAGCCUAUCUUGCACCAUCUGUGAAGACAAAUACUUCUAAUGCUCUAGUCUAUAGCUUUUAUAAUCUUGAGUGGAGCAAGAAAACGUGUCCUAAAUAUUUCAAAAUGAACUGAGGCUGUUGUGCUAAAAGGCCCAGUGUUGACUCAAUUCACUCAGCAUAAAAUAGCAAUCAAUUUCUCAUAGAAAUGAAGCAUAGAUUGUAGUAACUAAGGAUGCAAUUCAAAUCACUUAAAUCCCAAUGGAAACAACUUUUCGGCCCACAUUAAAGUAUUAUUAACUUCAGCAGUAUUUAUACCUAAGAGGCUUGUAAAGCACAGUAGUUAGGUGGGAUUUUCUUAUUCAAGAAAUGGCAAGAACAAAUGGAUUCUUUUGCAAGGAAUUAUUUUCAUAACAUUGUAAUGCCCCCAGUAUGAAUCCCCCUUCAAGCUCAGACUCAUCUGCAAAAAUGAAUCUAACUCUAAGCAAGUUAUAACUUAAAACAUUGCAACUAGGUAGCCAAAACUGUUGGGACUAAGUAGCUAAAGACAAUUCAGAUGUAAAAGAAUAUUGAACCAGUGCCAUACAAAUUCAGUUAUUUGUAAUUAUUAUAUUUAAUAAAGUUAUUUGUAAUAUUUGCAUUUUUGCCCACCUGGGUACUUCCACCCUGUGUAUCCAAGACUAACCAACUGACAGUAAAAAACUAUAAUAGUAUUGAUGCAGGUUGGAGAGGCCGAAACUCCCAAGUUCUAUUAGAAACAGUAUUUAACAGCAUUUUUCUUAAGAAAAAUGGUUAAGUUCCAAAAAUAAUUUGAAAAUACAUUUUUUUUUUAGAAAUUUAGAUGGAGAAAUUGAGGAACACAAGAUCUAUAAAUAUAUUCAAUAUAUUCUGUCAGUUAAAAACAGGAGAACUGCAGCUAAUCUCUCAGUGCCAGAGAUUUUAAAUGCCUUUAACCAAAAUGCAAAAUAGAAUUGGCUUUGCUAAUUAGGGAAGCAUCAGAUUAUAUAGGUAGAGAGAUCACCAACAAUUUUCAUCAGGUGUGGAAGAGAAAUUUCAAGAUCUGCGGCCAACAGAGGCACUUCAACAUAAAUAGGAACUUUGCUGCCUGCCCACACAUGCUAAUAACACUAAAGCCAGAUGAGGCAACAGCCAGCCUCUUCUCAGGAGCCAGAUGAAUGGGUUCUAAUCUAGACUCCAUGGUGACAAUUUUCAAGACAGUAGCUCAUUCAGAGGUUGUUUUCUUUAACUUUGGUUAAAGGGCAAGUCAACAAGACAACUUGCAUAAAACGAGUUCUGGGGAGAAGAUACAGAAAAUUCCACUAUAGUUUCUCUCUCUGCAUCAAGGAAAAGUGUCUUAAUAGAAAAAUCAUCCUAAACCACCAAAAACUUCUGCAUCCAAGCUGCAAACCUAGCUUGGAAGCUAGAAAUCUGAACCAGACUUUGGACCAGCAAAAACUAACACAUUCCAUAUACUUAACUUUACAUACCACUUCAUACAUUCAGGACUUGGUGUAUCAUGUUCCUUCAAGUGUCAUUUAGUAAAGCACAGUAUUUAAGGAACCUUGGCUACAGUUCUUAACCCCCACAUCCUAUCUACCUUUUAUCAAAUGGAGGUUGGUGAUGCAACUAAGACUAAUACUAGGAUUUACAUUUGCAGUACCAAAAGAAGCAAUUUAUUAGAUUGGUUUCUUUGGGUGUAGGUCAUCACCUGGUUGAUGACAUUUACCAAUGAUUUUUACAGUUUUUAAACUUCAGUACAUGUUUAUUUUCAGAGUAAAAGUGUCUAUUAAAUCCAGAUUCUGCACUUUAAAAAAGGUGAAUAAUGUGACAUUAAUUAUACAAUUACUAUUCUGUUUAGGGAGGUUUCAUUUGUUGAAGAAACAAAGAGCUAAACCAGGCGUUGAAGCCAAACCCCCAACAACUGGAAAUGUUCAGCCAGUAAACAGAUUUUUGAGAUUGUAGAGGACAAGGCCUGGUGCACUUUCAAGCAUGACUUGAAACAAGGGUGUGUAUUAUCUAAUGCAAUAUAAAAAUGGCCCAGGCUUGCACAUAAUAAAUCAUAGUUAAUUGUGUACUGUGAUUACACAGAUUGCUCAUCCUCUAGCACAGUAAACAGUGAUUCCUGGUUAGUGUUAAGCUCAUACCAGCAAUCCUGGUAAGCCAAGUCCAACACUCAAUGCUCUGCUUGGAUGUAAUGCAAAGCCAGGGUUUAUGAUUUGUUACUCCUUCCAAUGUAAGGGGAAGAGCGUUAACCAUUCAGACUAAAACAUACUGAUGUGUAAACACAACCUACAUAUAUGCACGCACAUAGAAUUGUAGAGUUGGAAGGGACCACAAGGAUCAUCUAGUCCAACCCCCUGCAAUGCAGGAAUCUUUUUGUCCAACAUGGGGCCUGAAGCCAUGACCCUCAGUCAAAUUACUGUUGCAAAGUUACAUAUUGUCUCUGGAAUCUGCAUCUGUUACCCUUUUCUCUGCUUCUAUGGCAUUGGUAUGCAUUCUGCCCUGUUCAGAACCUUUCAUGUUGCAGAACAUUGAGGAAAAAACCUUUAUAAACCUUAGUAAGUUUCUCGGUGUGUGAUGCCCUUUCCCAUCCAUUUCAAAAAACCCACCUUUCAAUGCUGUGAACAUGAACACGCCUUAUCCAAAAGGAAAAAUGCACAUGCUGCUGGCUACUGAGAAGAGACUUAAAAAGGAGGUAAAUUUUAACGGCAAGGCAGUUGCACACCAACAGCCCAAUAGCAUUUGGUCUAUUUUUGUUUCAGAAGAUUGUGUUAUGAAAGCCACUGUAAAGGGGGGGGGUUGUUAUUCCAUAAAGUCUACCUUCCUGUAUUAUUCCAAUCUUAAAGAAGGUGAAGCAGCAGUAUAAAAAAUGUAAUCCAUAAAUCCAGCAUCUUCCCCUUUCUUGUGGCACAUCUUUCCCCUCAAAUCCCUAAAGUUUGAGGUUUCUCGAUCACAGUUAUAUAUUAUGGGCUGAAAACAGGAGACUAGAUACAUAAAUACUAAAGAGCCGCCUUGAUCUGAAGUUGCAUGUUACAGUUUGUUACCCUGUUCCCAUUCAUUAACCUCAACAUAUUGUGUGUGCAUGCAUAUAUUGGACACAGUAUAAGCCCCAGUUGCACACUUCAUACAUACUUGCUUUUUAGAGUUGGGCUACAGCUGCAAUCAUUGGUCGCAAACCAAUGGAAAGAACACACCAGAUAGUCAUGUUGCACUAAUGUCAUUCAUUUCAGUAGAGUCCUGUAGCUUCUUUUUGGGCCUCAUUGAAAUGAAUGGUGUGUAUCGUCUUUUUUGUUGGAUUUGUACUUUAUCAUGGUCGCAGUUACCUAUAGCCACUUUAUAAUACUUCAGUUCUCAUACCAACUUCAAAUCUAAACAACUGAGAAUUUGGCCUAAGUAUUCAUUUUUUAGGAAAGACUAUACUGGCUUCUUAUGCAGAAUACAAGACAUUCCAUUCACUUCAAACAAACACCACAUAAAUUUUACAACUCUAGCAAUUAUGUAUGGUAUUACUCACCACAUCAUUGCCUCUCUUACUUUCUUCCCUUGCACAAGAGUCCUGCCUAAAAGUACCAAACGCUGCAAAACACAAGUUCAUAGAGAAUAAUAUAUGUAAAUAUUUGUGCAAAUAAGAGUAUUUGCAUGGCCUGACUACAGAAAAUGUCAUCUAUGUAUAAUGAAUUCCUGAUACAAUCAAAUUCUUGUAUUUUUCUCUCUCUCUAAUCUGCUAUACUGAGGCAGUUGCUCUCAGGGUAUUUGUUACAGAGAUUUUUUUUAAAAAAUCAUGUAAAAUUGUUCUGAAUGCAUUUGCAUUUUGUAAAAACUUUGCAGUGCCAAGUUCUAUAAGAUACUACAUACACUGGGAAGAUAAAACAAAAUUCUUACUAGUUUAUUUUGUAUGCUGUUAAUUUUCCUCUUAACUAUUUUCCUAUAUAGAAUUUAUGUACAAGAUUGAGAAUUCUAGCAUUAAGGGUCAACUUUUAAAAAAAAUGUAUAUUCUGUAGGCUUUAUAUACUGUAAGUAAGAGGAAACCAGAAGGAAUUUUAUGUCCAUAUGUAUUUUUGUACUGGCUUAGAAAUAAAUUUUGAGACAAUUUU
Molecule: messenger RNA, 5403 nt
Organism: Podarcis raffonei (Aeolian wall lizard)
Lineage: Eukaryota; Metazoa; Chordata; Lepidosauria; Squamata; Lacertidae
Gene: SLC35D1
Product: solute carrier family 35 member D1
Exons: 12
Coding region: 30-1112 (360 amino acids)
Cellular component (GO): Golgi apparatus
Molecular function (GO): GDP-fucose transmembrane transporter activity; antiporter activity
Source: RefSeq, a predicted model, not a curated record